Molecule: messenger RNA, 4309 nt
Organism: Anguilla anguilla (European eel)
Lineage: Eukaryota; Metazoa; Chordata; Actinopteri; Anguilliformes; Anguillidae
Gene: ift54
Product: TNF receptor-associated factor 3 interacting protein 1
Exons: 16
Coding region: 120-2036 (638 amino acids)
Biological process (GO): cilium assembly; intraciliary transport; regulation of microtubule cytoskeleton organization
Cellular component (GO): intraciliary transport particle B; centrosome; axoneme
Molecular function (GO): microtubule binding
Source: RefSeq, a predicted model, not a curated record
UUGUGGGAUUUUGAGAUACUGGAGAUCAGUGAUUGCAACAUUUUAUAGUAGUCGGUCUCUUUUUUCAUAAUAACAGAAAGAAUAUUUUUAGCAAGUAAUUGACCCAUACAGCAGAUGCCAUGAACGCGUCAGUGGCCAAAAAGACACAAGAAACAUUGGGCAAAGUGAUAAAGAAGCCUCCUCUUACUGAAAAAUUACUCAGUAAGCCGCCUUUCCGAUACCUGCACGACAUAUUCAGUGAGGUAAUACGGACUACAGGCUUUAUGAAGGGUCUUUACUUGGAGGCAGAAAUGAAAUCAGACAAUGUGAAGGAGAAGGAGGCUAAGAUGGCGUUCCUGCAGAAGGCCAUAGACGUGGUGGCGCUGGUGAGCGGGGAGGCCCUGGCGGUGCGGCCCGCGCGGAUCGUGGCCGGGCACGAGCCCGAGAAGACCAACGAGCUGCUGCAGGCCAUCGGCAAGUGCUGCCUGAACAAGCUGUCCAGCGAGGAGGCGGUGAAGAGGGUGCUGGCAGGGGACCGGCCGGACCCGCGGGGGAAGCCCAGCACCUCCUCCAAGUCCCAGGACAAGGAGAACCGCGAGGGGAAGGAGCGGCAGCGGGACAGGGAGGAGAAGAAGGAGGCGAAGGAGCAGAGCGGGAGCAGGGAGGAGAAGGGCCCGGGUCCGCAGCGGGAGGAGGGCCGCCGCCCCCCCCCGGAGAAGGACCGCCACCGGGAGGGGGAGCGGCCCGACAAGGCGCGCGACCGCGAGCGGGCGAAGGACCGCGACCGAGACGAGAAGAAGGACAAGAGCCGCGACGGGGAGAAGGACAAGAGCCGCGACAGAGAGAAGGACAAGCCCCGGGAGAAAGAGCGGGAGAAGGACAGGGAGAAGGACAGGGAGAAGGCCCGGGAGCGGGAUCAGCACAGGGACCGGGACCGAGAGAAACGCAGGGACCCCGACAAGGACCGCGAGCGGGAGAAGGACAAGGGCAGAGAGCGCCACAAGGAGCCGGAGGAGAAGAGCAAGGAAGCGGAGAGAGCGGAGAAAAAGCCCAGGGCUCCGGAGGAGACGAGGAACCGCCAGCCGCCGGAGCAGCCGGUUAAGACCGUAAAAGCCGAGGCAGAAGAGCCUCCGUGCUCACCGGAGGCAGAGUCAGGGAGCCCCGCCCGAAUACCGCGCCCCUCGUCCGCCAAGGGACAACGGAGACGACCCAAACACGGAGGCCAAGAUGAAACGGACAGUGAAGGAGAGGCUGACUCUCCCUCCACGGAGAAGCCGGCUCACCUGGAGAACGGAGACGCUACGGACUCCGCUCCUCCUCAGGUCGCCCCGAGCGCCAGGAGGAUACCCCGGCCGAGCAGCGCUCGCCCCGCCCCUCCCCGGGUCAGGAAGCAGGAGAGCCACACAGAGGCGCCCCCUGCUGAGAGGCUGGCCAGCUCCAAGCCGCCCGCGGCGGUGAUCGUAGACGGGAAGAAGCUCUCCGAGGACGAGGACGAGGACGAGCAGUUUGUGGUGGAGGACGCCCGCCCCCCUCCCAUGCCCGAAUUGGAGACGGAGAGCACAGAGGAGCUGCAGGGGGAGGAGAAGCACGGCGGGCUGGUGAAAAAAAUCCUGGAGACCAAGAAGAACUACGAAACGUCGCCGUCCUCGCCGAAAUCCAAAGACCAGGGGCGCUCUGCGGUGUCGGAGGCCUCUCAGCGGAAGGAGAGGGAGCUGGUGUCGCGGGAGAUGGACAGGCUGCGCUCCUCCAUCCAGACGGUGUGCCGCAGCGCGCUCCCCCUGGGGAAGAUCAUGGACUACAUCCAGGAGGACAUGGACUCCAUGCAGAACGAGCUGCAGACCUGGAGACGCGAGAACCAGGAGCACGCGCAGGCGCUGCUGCAGGAGCAGAGGGUGACGGACGCGGCGGUGGAGCCCCUGAAAGCCGAACUGAGCGAGCUGGAGCAGCUCAUCAGAGACCAGCAGGACAAGAUCUGCGCCGCCAAGUCCAACAUCCUGAGGAACGAGGAGAAGAUCCAGAAAAUGCUCUCCAGCAUCAACUUCUCCUCCAGGACGUGAGAGCCGCCGCGGGCCCACACAGACCGGAGCACUGACACGCGGAGCACUGACACGGAGCCCUGACACGGAGCCCGCGGCCUGCUUCAGCUCCACCUCAGCUCUGAAUGACGUGCAGGUACGCGGGCCUGACGGACGCUCGGUGUCUGUGACUGAAUGAAAGAGUGGCCUUCCACCUGAGAGCUCCUGGGCUGCUAUACCAAAUACAACCCCCUGGCCUGCAUGGCCCUCCCCCCAGCCCCCUGGCACCUCCCUCCAGCCUGCCUGGCCCCUCCCCCAUCCCAACUGGGCCCUACUGGCCCCUCCCCCAUCUCAACCAGCCCCACUGGCCCUCCCCCAGGCCUAGGUUGCCCCUUCACAUUUAAGGUGCCUUCUGUAAGCACAGCGCUUCCCCCACGUGGCCCCGCCCCUCCCAGCGUGACCCCGCCCCUGGUUGGUGUCCAGGUCUUCUCUGUGUUUCCGAGCUGGCCCUCUCUCUCUCUCUCUCUCUCUCUCUCUCACCCUCAGCCGUUUAAGCACAACUGUCCCGUCGAGCUUCUGCCCGCCGCCCGGCUUUAUUCAGCUCCAGCUCACCCAUCAUUAGCCCCGUAUUUGAAACCCAGGGACAAUAUUUUUGAGGUGCGCUACACCACAGGAUAUUCUAGGCCAGGGACCUCAGAGUCAUAUUCUGGGAGGCCGCUGUGUUUGCUGGUUUUCUGUACUUAAGUGCUUUAUUAAAGUCACUGAUUGGCUGAAGAGUCUACACGCCGAUGCCUCGAUUGGCUGCGGAUUGAAAGGAAAUCACAAAAACCAGCGGCAGCUGCAGCCCUCCUGGACUGGAGUUUGAGACCCCUGCUGAUUGACAGGAGUCUAACGGACACACUGCCUUAGAAACAGACACAGGCACACGCACACACACACACACACACAUAAGCGCACACACACAGGUCAGUCUGGACCAGUGAUCAGUCAGGUGUCAUUCGCAAAUGCGUUCGUUUCCCUGGGGUUUGGAACAUCAGCUGACUGAAUGUUCCGUGGGGUUUGGAACGUCGGUGGACUGGGCGUUCCGUGGGGUUUGGAACGUCGGUGGACUGGGCGUUCCGUGGCGGUAAGGUGAUGCCAAAUGGCGGAAAGGCAGCUCUCCUGACGGGCUCCACUGCACUUUAAAAUAAGCACCAUUUACCUGGCUGAGAGAGGAGGGAGCGGGGAAUUUUCCUCACCUGAUUCAAAACACUGUCAAGGACUUAGUCAGGCCCCAGAGCUGUUCGCUGGCUACAAAGCUAGUCGAGUUACCUGUAAGCUGGCCGUCUGUAGUGGGUUGGCUGUACUAGACUAACUCCCCGUGACACAGCUACUUUGCCAUUUCUGCCGUUUGCACAUGUAAGCUUUUUCUUCGCUGAGGACAUUUCUAGGGUUUUAGGAAAGUUGGGUUAGUUCAAAAUAGAUGCAGUAAUAGGGGUCUUUUGGUCAUUUCAAUGUCUUCGUUUCCUGUUCAAAAGCCAAAAAAGCCGAACACGAUAUGUGUUCACAGUUACUCCCAACACAAAUAAAUGUGCUGUCUACCGCCCCCUUGUGGACACAAAAAUCUAAUUAAUUAUAUUUUGGUGUGCUUGUAAUCCUUGAUUAAACCUUAUAAAUAAACCUUAUAUAAAUUAGUUCUUACAAAAAAUUUAAGCAAUACUGCAAUUGUCGGCCUUAAAUGUUUUGCACUAAAAUAAACUGGAUGGUACAGAUGUUUCAAUGAAUUGUUCAAAAAUACAUCUUGCUUUUAACUUAAAAUUUCUUGGAGCUGUAAUGUUUUACAAAAUGUGAUGGUAUAUGCUCUUGAAAAACAAUUGAGCUGAAUCAAGCAUUGUCAAUAAUAGAACUAAAUGUAUUGAAUGUAGCCACCAGUCAGUAAGCAGAACCAGAAUGUUUUACUUCAAUUGGUUGCAAAUACAAUCUUUAUAUUGUAUUUAUAUUAUAUAAAAUUGAAUGUCAAAUUGGCGAUAAUACCAGACCUCCACCAAAUGAUAAUUUUGCAUCAGUAUUAUAUGAGCAAUUACGAAGAUCCCUAAAUGAUUUCUAAAGAUAUUUUAUUGUAAACGGAGCACGUGUUUCUGAACUCUCUCACCUUCUCGGCUCUCUAAAUGAUAUUUCUCUGUGUGUUUCUGGUAGGGGACUAUGUACACUGUAAACUGAUUGUACCAUACCCAUUUUUUCAUAUUGUAUAUUAUGUAUAUUUUGAGCCUGUAUCAUAGUUCACAAAUGACAAUAAUUUUUGUAGUGGAGUGAAAUAAAUGGUUACAUUUCAGUUA